Messenger RNA from Mytilus trossulus (common blue mussel), 1033 nucleotides. RefSeq lists its product as uncharacterized. The transcript is spliced from 4 exons. Lineage: Eukaryota; Metazoa; Mollusca; Bivalvia; Mytilida; Mytilidae. The coding region runs from base 31 to 771 and encodes 246 amino acids. The record is from RefSeq and is a predicted model, not a curated record.
UAUCCGAGAACCACAACAGUUUCACUGACAAUGACAGUAAUAGAUAUAGACGAUGAAACACCAAAGUUUAUAGAUAUGUCAUCAGAUUGUACCAGGAAAUGUAAAGACUGUUUCGUUAAAUCUUUCAUUGGCAAUGUUUCGUAUGAAAACAAGGGGGAUGUGACAGUUAAUCCACAAAUGAUUGCUGAGGACAUAGAAAUUGUCAACAAAUCUGUAAUACUGUACUAUAUCAGAGGAGUUUAUCCCGAAUCAUUCAGCAGUUUGUUUUCAAUAGAUUUAAACAAUGGUUCUCUAAGCUUAAUAGAAUCAUUCCAAAACGCAACAAAUGAUACUAUUAAAGAUGAUUUCAGUGUUGUGUUGUACAUUCAGGCUAUUAGUAACAGAACAUUACUUGGUACUAUGAAUGUUACAUUAAAUCUGACAGUUGUUGUUCCACCAGAGAUUACAACAUUUCAAGCAUCAACAAUGGAGGAGACAACAACGGAAGAAGAAACAACAACAAUAGAGCAAACAACAGUGUGGCAGACAUCAACUGAACCUACUUCACCGGAAGUUAAAACUACGCAUGCUCCUACUACAGAACCAAUAAUGUCCGGCAGUAAAACAAAUGAUGAUGAUUUAAUAGUCAUUAUUGUUCCGAUUGUUGCUGCUGUGUUGGUUAUACUACUAAUUAUAGUGAUAUUUGCAAACAGAAGAGCUGCAGCCGCAAAGAGAAACAGAUAUAUAAUGGAGAAAAAAAGCCAUGAUAUAAACGGCAUAGAAACACAUUGAAGAAUGAUUCUAACAUGCAUUCUAAACAUGCAAAAUGUGAUCAUAUUCUUUGCAAAUUUUAAAAACAUAGUACCAUAUUUAAUAUUCGUAUAACUAUGUAUUGCAGAUAUUUUAGUGACAAUAGAAUGUAAUAUCGAUUUAACGAAAUUUGUUAAGCAGAGUCUUAAAAAAGAAAUAAGUCGAAAUUAUCUUAUCCUGACAGUGACUUUUUAUCUUUGUUCUUUUCGUUAAAUAAUAUGCCUUUAAAUUAUGAUUAAUUAUG